Messenger RNA from Galeopterus variegatus (Sunda flying lemur), 1121 nucleotides. RefSeq names its product derlin 1 (gene DERL1). The transcript is spliced from 8 exons. Gene Ontology annotation, cellular component: endoplasmic reticulum membrane; Hrd1p ubiquitin ligase ERAD-L complex. NCBI's taxonomy places the organism in Eukaryota, Metazoa, Chordata, Mammalia, Dermoptera, Cynocephalidae. Gene Ontology annotation, molecular function: ubiquitin-specific protease binding; misfolded protein binding. The record is from RefSeq and is a predicted model, not a curated record. Bases 90 to 845 code for a protein of 251 amino acids. Gene Ontology annotation, biological process: endoplasmic reticulum unfolded protein response.
CCUUCCACUCGCCAAGCCGGCCGCGUCGUGAGGGGGCCGGCAAGAGGAGUUGGGCGGCCGUGCGCAUCCUGGCGACCUGAGUGGCGAACAUGUCGGACAUCGGGGACUGGUUCAGGAGCAUCCCAGCCAUCACGCGCUAUUGGUUCGCCGCCACCGUCGCGGUACCCUUGGUCGGCAAACUCGGCCUCAUCAGCCCGGCCUACCUCUUCCUCUGGCCCGAAGCCUUCAUCUAUCGCUUCCAGAUUUGGAGGCCAAUCACUGCCACCUUUUAUUUCCCUGUGGGUCCAGGAACUGGAUUUCUUUAUUUGGUCAAUUUAUAUUUCUUAUAUCAGUAUUCUACACGACUUGAAACAGGAGCUUUUGAUGGGAGGCCAGCAGACUAUUUAUUUAUGCUUCUCUUUAACUGGAUUUGCAUCGUCAUUACUGGCUUAGCAAUGGAUAUGCAGUUGCUGAUGAUUCCUUUGAUCAUGUCAGUACUUUAUGUCUGGGCCCAGCUGAACAGAGACAUGAUUGUAUCGUUUUGGUUUGGAACACGAUUUAAGGCCUGUUAUUUACCCUGGGUUAUCCUUGGAUUCAACUAUAUCAUUGGAGGCUCGGUAAUCAAUGAGCUAAUUGGAAAUCUUGUUGGACAUCUUUAUUUCUUCUUAAUGUUCAGAUACCCAAUGGACUUGGGAGGAAGAAAUUUUCUAUCCACACCUCAGUUUUUGUACCGCUGGUUGCCCAGCAGGAGAGGAGGGGUGUCAGGAUUUGGUGUGCCCCCUGCUAGCAUGCGGCGAGCCGCUGAUCAGAAUGGCGGAGGUGGGAGACACAACUGGGGCCAGGGCUUUCGACUUGGUGAUCAGUGAAGGAGUAGCCCCUGGCCCACACGCCAGCUGCUCCACUCAGAUGACAUUUCCUCCCAGUGCUGGGUGUGCUUAACAACCAAGUUAUAGCUAACGCUGUUGGACCUGACACACACUGAAUGUGGUCUUUCAGUACGAGACAAAAUUUUUUAAAUCUUGAAGAAAAAUAUAAGUGUUCCUCAAGUGAAGAAAAAUAUGUGUUCCUCAAGUUCCAUGAUUCUCAUUCAAGUUCUUACUGCUAUGAAGAACAAAUAUCAACUGUGCAAAUUUUGAAACUGA